ACAACUAAGGUAUAAACUAGGUGCCGAAUGUUAGGCUUUCUAGGUCAGGUCAAGACGUGAAGUCUGUGAACUUUGAAGUAUGGAGUUGCUAUUAAAAUGACAACAAGGGCUUCGCCGUUUCAGUAAGGACAAAGUCGGCAAGAUGACAGGGAAACUAUGGACACUGAUUCUGUUUCUGUCGUUCUUGUACUUUAUCGAAGUUGAAGGUCGAGGGGAAAUUCACCGUGCAAGACCAUCGGGGGUAGCCGCUUCAAAACAGACGGCUACGUCAACACAACCCGCUUUGGAUAAAACUUUGACGAAUAGUUACAAUAACUUUGAGACAGAAGAGGAAACCGAUGCUAGGGACUCACAGUCUCAGAAAUACUCAGAUAUUGAUAAUGAGGGAAUCUCAUCUAGGACAGAAGCAUGGGUAUAUUCUAUAAUUUCAUCAAUAUUAGUUGGGCUAAGCGGGAUAUUCCCUCUACUCGUCAUUCCGAUUGAAGCAGGGCCUUCUCUUAAACAUGGCGCUCCUGCCAAUCGUCUGAAGCUUCUGCUGAGUUUUGCAGUUGGUGGCUUGCUGGGAGACGUGUUUCUACACCUGUUACCAGAGGCUUGGGCACAUCUGGACAAAGAAGGACACGAUCAUGAUGGUCACAUAAGGGUGGGACUGUGGGUGCUAACUGGGAUCCUUGCUUUCCUGAUCAUAGAGAAAGCUUUUGCAGAAGAGGAUGAAUUUGAACAUCUUGAAGAUGAAUGCAGUGAAGCAGAAGAGGAAGAAAAAGAAGAGCAAAAAGCAAAUGAGCAGUAUGCAAAGGUUACAGCCAAUGGAAUCACAGGGAAUGAAAAAAGAUAUGAUUUACGUCACAGAAAAAAUGGAGAAGUAAUACAAAACGGCAACUCCAGUCUGUCUACAGAAAAUGGCCACAGCAAUGGGGUUGACAAAAUAGACAAUGCACAAAAAUCACUGAGUUUGAAAAAGAAAAAAGAUAGUCUUCCUGAACAGUCGCACAUAAAGGUGAUAGGAUGGUUAAACCUUGCAGCCAAUGUCAUAGACAACUUUACCCAUGGUUUGGCAGUGGCAGGAAGCUAUCUUGUCAGUCCAAAGGUUGGUUUGAUCACUACAGUGGCUAUACUGGUACACGAGAUCCCACAUGAGGUGGGGGACUUUGCCAUCUUGUUAAGGUCUGGCUUUGACAGGUGGAAGGCUGCUAAAGCACAGCUCCUCACAGCAUCUGGUGGUGUGGUUGGUGCUAUGACAGCUCUAUUGGCGGAGUCAGCAGAGACAGCUGGUAACAGCACGGCCUGGAUACUGCCCUUCACCUCUGGCGGCUUCAUCUAUAUUGCACUGGUCACAGUAGUGCCUGAUCUACUGGAAGAGAGGCAUCCAUGGGAAUCCUUGAAGCAAAUACUGUGUCUAAUAGCAGGAAUAGGAGCCAUGUUGACAGUAACAUUAGUCUGCGAAUAGAUUCAGAGAAAACGAGAUUUAUGAAAGAUAACAUGGAUUCUCUUUUGUCAAGAAAUAGGGAACAAAAACAUUCAUUAUCAGCUCAACUUUGUGAGAUAUUAUAUCCUAGUCUUCACCUUACUCUCUGUAGAUCUUUACAGUUUGUCUCAUUUUGAAUGAGGAGGAUGUUGCGAGGCUAUUAUUAUGUUUUAAACAUGAAGACUUUCUUCAAUUCUCAUUUUACAAUGAUGUUCCCACAUUGGAGUUGUCUUCCAGGAGUAAGGUCCCAUGGGGAGUUUGUUUUGUUUUAUUUUAACAAAGAAAAGAGGUGAUAUUAUAUUGUAUGUGGUAUGUAUAGUGUAUAUUGCCCAGGAAGGCAGGUUAACGAAAGUAGAAGAUUGUCCAGCAAGUAGAGACAUUAUUUUCCUGAAGAGGUGUUAAAGUUUGGCUGCCACAUCAUGGAAACAGCUAGCUCUGUAACAUAAUUUAAUUAAGCCUUACCUUCUGUCACUUUUAUGGUAAGGUCACUGCCAUGAGUGCAAUGAAAUUACAGCUGUGAUGAAAUUGGAAGAUAUAUAAAUUAUAUGUAUGUAUAAAUAGCAAGUGUUCAGACACUUUUGCCUAUUUAUUCCUUUAUUAAGUAGAUCCCACCAAGCAUACCUUUAAUUGCUUCUUUAUAAUGAGAUAUAGGGGGUGCUAUUUACCCAUUGUGGUCACAAUUUUGUCCUUUCAUAGUGGGUCAUUAAGUUCCACUUUGGUGUGCAUAGCCUGCAUCUAGCACCCUUAUCCAUGACUUCCAAGGACUGAUGCAUAAACGCACACACAUGCUUACUGAUUUGUGAUAUUUCAUGCUAGGUGGAUUUUAAAAUUUAAAACUUAAUUGGCAGAGAAGUAUAUUUUAAAUGUAAUGCAUAAUUAAGAAAAAAAUGGUUGGUGCAUAUAAAUUGUGCAAUGGUGGUAAGAUCGUAGUGGGGCAGGGAUGGGAGGGGGUUGAAAUGGCAGCUAUGUAGUUAUGGUGAUUGCUUUAAACUUAUUGGUAUAAUUUUUAUGGAGAGACUAUGCAUCUUGAUAUUCAAACUUCACUUGCAUCUGGUUGUUUAGUUAUUUUAUUAUAAUAAUCAUUUUUGGGCAAAUUUGACAAUGAAACAUCUUUUUGUAAAUGACUGAAUUCAUAAAGAGUAUUUCUGUGCUAUCUAAGAAAUAUCUUCUGUAUAAUUAUAUAAAUGAAUGAAAUGUAUAUUUUAUUUUUUAAGAGGUACUAGAAGAGAUGUGACAUAUGACUGUUGGAAAUUGCCUGUUUGAAAGUCCACACUUAUCAAGAUUUUCAUAUCUAUAAAUAUAUGAAAAACAGAAAAAAUGUGGGAGUUAUGUGCAUAACUGUUUUAUGUCACAUUUUAAUUACUGUUGAUUUCUUUCCAUUAUUGGAGGGCACUAAACUAUGAAAUGGAGGAUAAUGGAACAAGUCAAAAUUAUGAAAUUAUUACACAAAAUGUGACUGUAAUGACCCUAAAACAAUUGUGAUCAUAUUGAAUAUAUCGUACAUUAGUAAACCAGCUUUCAUGUUGAUUGUCAUGAUAUUUAUUUUUGAUCAAAAUAUUUUUAGGUGUUAAAUUUUCUAAAUGGCAGAAUACCGUUUAGCAGAUUUUGAUCUUCUUUGAAAGAAAUACAGUUCAUGGUAUUGUAAUUAUGUGCUGCUUUUGGCAAUAGUUAUUAUGCAGUAAAGCUGUUAGCUUUCCAUAUUUAAGCAUUUA
Molecule: messenger RNA, 3177 nt
Organism: Lingula anatina
Lineage: Eukaryota; Metazoa; Brachiopoda; Lingulata; Lingulida; Lingulidae
Product: zinc transporter ZIP13
Biological process (GO): zinc ion transmembrane transport; intracellular zinc ion homeostasis
Cellular component (GO): membrane
Molecular function (GO): zinc ion transmembrane transporter activity
Source: RefSeq, a predicted model, not a curated record